Molecule: messenger RNA, 5494 nt
Organism: Syngnathoides biaculeatus (alligator pipefish)
Lineage: Eukaryota; Metazoa; Chordata; Actinopteri; Syngnathiformes; Syngnathidae
Product: stromal membrane-associated protein 1-like
Exons: 10
Coding region: 1071-2219 (382 amino acids)
Biological process (GO): regulation of clathrin-dependent endocytosis
Molecular function (GO): metal ion binding; GTPase activator activity
Source: RefSeq, a predicted model, not a curated record
CCUCGACUGGUUGUCAGUUAAUUGCAGGACACAUCGACAAACAACCUCCACCACCGCCCUGCCAAAUGGAUGGAUAGAUCAUGCAAGAAUUUCCAAUGUUUUCUACAGCUGUUUCGAAUGCUAUGAAAUGCUAUGAAAGCAAUUCCCUCUAAAACUAAUUGACCGCAGAAAAAUGCUGCCUCACAGCAAACAAUGUCAGGGAUAUGCCAUUCAAAGAUGCAACCGACAGGGGUUGUGAGAGUCAGAGAGAUGACUUCAAAGUAAUUUAUUGACAAAUGCAAAAUUAGAUAUUUGAACCAUGAAUCGAUCAACACAUUUUUGGGUUGAAUUCAAAACGAUGUUUAACCUGUCCUCUUCGUCAAGCAGUUCCCAUUUUGACAUCAUGAGACCGCCUCACGAUUCAUUAACAGUACAUUAUAUUACGAGUCUUCGAACAAGAUGUUCCUGAGGGGAUGUUGUGAAUUUUGCAUUUCAGCUUCGUCAGAGAAAAGGACUGAAACACUGAAUAGUUGGACAUGUGCACUGAGACAUUUAGAGAAGGUCAAAUUUAAGUUAACCUGUAAUGUCUUUUAGGUUCAUCCUGAAAUUUGAAACAUAAACUCAAUAACCCGAGCUUUUUUUUUUUCGUGAGUCGUGUAUAUAUUUCUGAGACGUUGCACGAUUUACAGUCGUGUCCUUUUAUUUGACUUGUCCGUAGCACAGGUGUGCAGUAACCAGUUACCUUAACCAGCAUCUUUAAACCUGACCUUAUCACCUGCUAGAUAUCACUAUAUCAUUGUUGUAAUCUCUUUAGUGUACUUUUUUUUUUUUACUUUAUGAAAAUAAACCCGAACAUUGCUGCGGUCUCUCAUUUAAUUCAAACCCGGAGCCGAAUGGUUGUGCGUCCACCUGGGUUUUUAAAAUAUCCCACGAUCCUGAACGCAGCAGGGAUGCUGCCGUUUGUUAGCAGUGCAGAAGCAGUGAGGCUGAGCUUGACGGGCAUGACACGAGCCUUUUAGGAGAAACCUGUUGUCUCUCUCAUAUGCCUCGCCUGUCCACAUUCAAGGACUGACAUUAGCACUUGGGCAGACAUGACGACGCGCUCUGAAAGAGAAAAAUCCCAGAAACUGAAUGAGCAGCAUCAGGCCAUUCUGUCGAAACUGCUGAGAGAGGACGAGAACAAGUAUUGUGCUGACUGUGAGGCGAAAGGUCCUCGGUGGGCCUCAUGGAAUCUCGGGGUGUUCAUGUGCAUCCGCUGUGCUGGCAUCCACCGCAACCUGGGCGUCCACAUUUCCAGAGUCAAAUCUGUCAAUCUGGACCAGUGGACCACAGAGCAGAUUCAGAGUAUGGUGGACAUGGGUAACGGUCAGGCCAGACAGCUUUAUGAAGCCCACCUCCCAGAGAACUUCUGUCGGCCACAGACUGACCAGGCUGUGGAGAUAUUCAUCCGUGACAAAUAUGAGAGGAAAAAAUACUGCGACAAGGAAGCUCUGGCUACAGCUCUGGUGGAACGUGAAAAGAAGAAAGAUGAGAAGAAAAAAGACUUCGACAAAGCUGAUCGACUCCACAUGAAGUCGGAGUCCAGAGCCAGUCCCAAGAAAAGUAAAGAGGCUGCUGUGGACCUUUUGGGCCUGGAUGAUCCAGAUGGUCACAGUAAAGGUUCAACAAUCAAUGAUGAAUUGGACAUCUUUGGACCAAUGGUCUCCAACCCUCUUCCUUCAUGCAACAACACACAACAGGCUAAGCCUGAUUCCAGGAAAGCACCUCAGCCAUCAGAUCACUCCCCUUCUUCAUCUUCCUCUUCUACCUCCACCUGUACCACCACAAGGGCAGAGGAGAAAAAGCUCUUAUCUAAAGACUCUAUCCUGUCUCUCUACGCCGCCAGCUCAGUGGGCAGUCAGCAGCAGCAGCCUGCUACUGGACAGGGACUACAUAUGUCCCAGCCUCAAAUAACACAGCAGGGCUUCAACAGCACCAUAAUGGGAGGAGGGGCCACGAUGUCAGGCAUGACUCUACAUAACGGCAGCUACAUGGACAUGCAGCAGAGCGUGAUGUCAGCCAGACAAGGACAGAACAUCCCCACAGUUCAGCAAGGACAGUUGAGUGUGGGCCAGUUAUCCCGGCAGAUGUCAGGCAUGGCCACAAAUGGAGGUGCCCCACCAUCAGGCGCCCCUGCAGCCAGUUGGUCCACAGCUCCAACAGCUUCAGGACAGACCCUCAGCACUCAGCUGUGGAAGUAACGAGUGGGCAACCCAGAAAAUUAGCAGUGCUGCCUGUGGCACCUAUUUAACAACCCGCCUCCAUAGGAUCCCCAAGGUUCCUUUACAAAGCCAAGACAAUACACUAGGGGCGUGGGGGGUAGCACUGGCAGCCAUCAUGUUUUCUCUUCAUUGGAUCUCUUUUUGAUUUCCUGUUGGUGUUGUGUGAAGUGUAGGUACAAUUACAGCACAGCAAACAAUAGAGGACACUGCUGGAUCGAGUAGCCGCUGUAGUAAUAUUACAGUUGUAUAAUAUCAUACAUAAAAUGAUUAGGUGGUUAAUAGUCAAUGAGUAUGUACAGUAGAUAUGAUCCCGUUGUGGUGGUUGGUCUUCACUCCCUGCUGUGUAUGGUCUCUUCCUCCCACACUUGCCCUCUAACUUUCUCUCCAGAGGCACCAGAGCCUCGUGGGCACGUCGUAUUCUGACCGCCACUGUAUUUGUGGCGACUUCAAAGCCAUAGCCAAUGGUCACGUCAGUCAUUCAGCUCACAAACUCUCUGUUCUAUAAUGAGUUCAAAUUGAAUAGCUCCACAAUGAUGGACCAGGAUGCUCCUAUUGUAAAGCCAAAACAUUAAGUUGCUCCAGGAAGGUCCCCCUGACUGUUCCCCCCCCCCCUCCCAGUUGUAUCAUUUUGAAAUUAAUUUAUAGAGAAAAGAAGAAAAAUCUGGAAAAGAUAUGUAAAACGUGGAGGUCUAAUCAGAGGUGACAUCACAUAAGAGAGAAUAAAAGCAGCAAUGGACGUGACCAAAAAGAAGUACACACGUGUGAACCACGACGUCAAAUGUGAGAUGUGUUGAGUGCACAAUUUGGGAAAGCAGCAGCCUGGUCUGUCUUUGGUCUGUUAUCGUAAUCAGUCAUUCAGUACGCACAUCCGUGUCGCUAAACAUACGAUGUCAAAGUCAACAAUAAACCGACAGUCAUACAAAAAGAAGAAUGCAGUGUCCACCUCAAAGGAUUUGUGUUGACAUACUGUGACAUGGCUCAGUCCUCCCUGCCUCUCCACCUUUAUUACUGUGAGGCAAAUACACACUGUACUGUUUGUCUUUUAAUUCUGUAUUAGUAGUAGUUAGCUUUGACCAGACUGGCCGUUUCUACCAUGUAUAAUUAAUUUUCCUCUACUUCUUACUUUGGAGUACUGUAGAAUCGAAUGGCAACUAUGAUCCUGGAAAGUGUUGUUGUGAGUGAACUUUCCCUUUAGUGGUAUCCACAUCAAAAGUUUCUCCGGUGGCCCUUAAGUGCAAAACACAACAAUUUGUUAUUUUCUUUUUUCCCCAUUUGCUGUUCUGUUUUGGACUUGAGGUUCCACUGUAUUUUUCUCCUUUCCAGUUGGUGUAUAAGUCCCAUCCUUGGUAUUAGUCUUGAGAGCCAGUUGUGCAAUGUGAAAAUGUGAUAAUUUCUUGGCCAAUUCCAAAAUACAAUUACACUAUGAAAAUAUGUGUCACUGUUUUUCCCUAUAAAUUAUAUAAUUCACUCCAAAUAUGUCAAGGGUCCCUGCUUAGCCAUUAGUAGACAUUGAUAGAUAUUUUGAUUGGGUUCACUUCCCAAAAUAAACUAAACUAAAGCCGGCAUACAGUAUAUGCAUUCAACUCCAUUACUACUGCUCACUUAGAGGCUGAUAGACUUCAUGUUUUCACGUGGAAAUAUGGGAGCAAACUUUUUUGAUUCCUCACACCAACAAAUACAGCUGUAAAUUUGAUUGCUUAUGCAAACAAAUGUGGAAACUGAUCCACUAAGUGGGCACACCUCGGAUUACCUGUGCAUUUUGUGAGGAGUAUAAACAAAUAAAUUCUAUUAAUUUGGCGCAUCCACUGUGAAGAAUCAAACCCGAGACAAAGCAAUGUCUGAUUUUGCAUCGUUAAAAAGCACAUCUCAAAGGCAACCCCGUGUGUUACCACGAUGAGCAGAUGCAAGAAAAAGGAGAGGGGAUGUGGAGGACGGAGAGAAAAAAUGUUGCCACAAUGAAAAAUUAUGACAUAUCUAUUCUGCAAUCUGAGUUUCUAUCCCAUCUACCAUCUGACUAGGAACCAGUCACAAGGAGGAGUCAUGCCAUAUCAUCUAGAACCAAAUUGAGUCAUUUCAGCACAUUGUGGCAAAUGUCUGGUGAUGCUUGCCAUUUUUACGCGUGGGCUGUCUGGAGUUGUAAGGGUGUUGCCAAAUACUUAGGACAAGUUCAAUCAAGCAAAACUUGAAUUUUAUGCAGUUGCUGGUUCCUCCCAAAUUGUUGAGGUAGAUUUGUUUUCUCUAAUUCUAUUUGUUUGGCUUCCACUAACACUUCCAAUUCCAUCACUCCAAGGUUACUUUGCACUUGAGGUGCUCUUCCAAAUUUUAAGUAGUGAAAACCAAUAGCGUUAUCUAAAGUGUAAAGCCCUCAGUCCUCUUUGGGACCUUAUUAAAUCGGGCCCUUACAGUAUACUGUUGGAUCUCCUCUGAGUUUUAUGUAGCCAUGUUGCUUGUUUCCUUUAAAGAACCGAAAAUCCAGGGCCACUUCCUACUGGGCUCUGAGCCGGUCAAAUCAUUCCUUUUGUUUGGGGCCUUCUCCUGCGUUCCUUAAGGCAAACUUAAAGUACCGUAGAAUCACAGCGAUUCGUGUCAUUGCACUUUAAACACUACGGAACGAGCACUGUAUCUCAGUGUAUUGUGGUUCUGUCUCCCAAGAUUGUCGUCAGGGUACAGAUUAGUUAAACGUGUAUUCACUUUCAACUGUAUGCCAUCCAGAAAAUCUCCUCCCGUCCAUAAAAAUGGAACAUGAAGUAAGUCCAUAGCUGAAUCUUAACCAAGUGUUCUGCCAUCGCAUUUUUAUUGUUUGUCGUCGUCGUUUGUCGUGAAAGAGAGGCACAAUUAGUGUCAAGUAUACAAACCUGCGUGACCAAUGAGACAGCGGUGACCUGUAUGAAAAUGCUUGAUUGGUCCCAUUGAUGCUGUUGAGUUCACACUGAGCGUAAAAGCAACAGUACAAAUGUAAACACACACACACAAACACAGACACACACAAAAAUAAAGAUUCACUGCUACACCAAUGCACAAAAUCAUGUUCAGUUGUAACACGGCCCCUCCACCACGCAAUAAAUAUUCACUGUUAAGCAAACUAAAUGUGCUUAUUGUGGAUGAGACAUCAACACAUGACAUGUUCUCUCGGGUUAUUUAUAAUACAAAACAUGUAUCUGCUUUAUUACCAUAAAUGUAUCCGUGCUCUCUUUCUGCUGUAUAAGUAGUCUUUGUCGUUAGAGAAUUGUAUUUUAUUUGUAUUGGUUCCAGCA